GAAAGGUCGCGCGGGGCAUUGCGUCAUAUCCGGAUACGACCCCUACCUUGCGGAGAUAUAAGAAAGAAAUAUAGGGUUCCUCCAUACAUCUGUUUCGAAAUCAAGAGACGGCUAGUUUGCAAAUGUUAUUUAUAGUGAGUGGUGAAAAAACAUGAAGUAAUUUUUUAUGUAAGUCAGUCUACAAGAAAUUUGUGGUUUCCUUUCCCGUAUGCGCCGGAAGCAGUAUUGUCUUCAGGGCGUGGAAGGCGCAUGCCCAGUGGGUGACCCUUUUCGCGUGCGUUAUAGUUCGGUGGGUCACAGGCGUAAGAAGUGCGAGCGAGGGCACUAGUAGCUGCCGGUACAGACGUAGGACUGGGAGCGGACGUUACUAGCACGCGCCAUGGCAGGGCAGGCAUUUGGAAAAUUUCUUCCUCUCUUUGACCGUGUUCUGGUUGAAAGGUGUGCUGCUGAGACUGUAACUAAAGGAGGCAUCAUGAUUCCAGAAAAGUCUCAAGGGAAAGUGCUGCAAGCCACUGUCGUGGCAGUUGGAUCUGGCUCUAAAGGGAAGGAUUUUUACAGUUGGCCUGAUGAAUCUUUUGAAGAAAUGGAUAGCACACUGGCUGUUCAACAGUAUAUCCAACAAAAUAUAAGGGCAGACUGUUCAAACAUUGACAAAAUUCUUGAACCUCCCGAAGGACAGGAUGAAGGUGUUUGGAAGUAUGAACACUUAAGGCAGUUCUGUCUUGAACUCAAUGGCCUUGCGGUUAAACUUCAGACUGAAUGCCAUCCAGAUACAUGCACACAGAUGACAGCGACUGAACAGUGGAUUUUUCUUUGUGCAGCCCAUAAAACUCCCAAAGAGUGUCCUGCCAUUGACUACACCAGACACACGCUGGAUGGAGCUGCAUGUCUUCUGAAUAGCAAUAAAUAUUUUCCCAGCAGAGUUAGCAUAAAGGAAUCGUCUGUAGCCAAACUAGGAUCAGUCUGCCGUAGGAUUUACAGAAUAUUUUCACAUGCAUAUUUUCAUCACCGUCAAAUAUUUGAUGAAUAUGAAAAUGAAACCUUCUUGUGUCACCGGUUUACCAAAUUUGUGAUGAAAUAUAAUUUGAUGUCCAAGGAUAACCUGAUUGUACCAAUUUUAGAAGAGGAGGUGCAGAACUCAGUUUCUGGUGAAAGUGAAGCAUGAUGGGUUUUGUGGACUGAAAUGAUUGCGUAAUUAACAUUAUGUACUGUAUAUAUCAUUUUAGAAACUUCAAUCAUGUAUCCUUAGAGCUUUGUUUAGUAUACUUUUUGUAUGCUGUGUGCGUUGCCUCUUAAUAUGGGAUAUGGUUUAAGUUAUUCAUGAGCUGUAUAUUCAAUGUGGCACUCAUGGUUUUUAAAUAAAAUUAGAAUUAUCUGUUUAUACUGCCUGUUAAUAAAAGAAUUUACAGUUCUGUAAAAUUGCUGCUAAACAAUCAUUGGAUCACAAUCUUCAAACUUUGUCCAAUUUAAACCUGAAGCUUAGUGUACUAAUUAAGUUGGAACUGUAGCCUUAGUUUGACACUUUAAUUUCAGAAACGUGCAAGUCCAUUUAAUUCUAACGUUUGUUGUAUUCUUUUUAGAAAGUACCUUUGUUUUAGUUCCCAAUUCUUGCUUUUGGGUGUGCGCAUAUAUAGUGCUAAACUAUUGUAGUAUGUGUGUAUCCAAAUAUUCAUUAUUACAGUAUUAAUACCAAAAGGAUAAUGUUUAUUAUGCUGCCAAAAGUAUAUUCUAGAUCUCUUUUUGUUCUGGACUUGCUUUUCUGUAUUGAACAAGGCUUGUGAGUAUCACAAAAGGUCAUGAGUUCAAUCACCUUAAGACAAAGAUUCCUUCCAUAUUUUCCUGCCCACACCUCUCACUAGUGGAUUAAACUUCUUGCCUACAGUUAAAUACUCUGUGGCUUAUACCUGUGCAUAUUUUUUUAUAGUAAUUGCUUACAGACUAUACCUUGCAUUAAAUGUUCAUGUUACACUACAGCAGUGUGUGCCAAAAUAAUCUUGCUUGUUUUUAGCAAAAGGGUUUCAUGUACUUGGAAUGUUGAAACUCUUCCAUAACAGUACAUGCAGCUGGAGUCUUCUCUUCAUUUUUCAUCUACCACUUAAGUCUCAUCUGCUUUUAUGUUCUGGUAAUUGAAUUCUGCCCCUUAUUUCCUCAAAUCUAAAUGUGUGUUCUUUAAGUAGCAUUUGCAGGUUUGCAUUAGCACUAAGGUUCCAUGAGUGCUCCUUAAUAGAGUUUGGGCUCUCCUGAAUGCUGUAGAAUUAAAUAUUUUUAAAAACAGAUCUAGCAGGUGUUGUUACAUUAGGUAUACAUAAAUCUAAAAGCACUAGCGCUGUUGUUUGAUCAAAUGGACUUAGUGAGAUGUUUUAACUUUGAAUUUGGUGUACGGUUCUUUCACAUUAAAGACAUUAAUCAGUGCUCCUCUUUAUCUGUUUGAAAUAGAUACAUUUUGGCCCUAAUGUGGCCAAGCUGACAUUACUUAAUUUGCUUCCUUUUGAAGAUUACUCAUUAACUGGGAAUGAAAGAAGUGAAUUUAUUUCCCAGUGUUCAUAAAUUUGUCUUCAGAACAUAUAGUUGACAUGCCUUAAUUGCAUAGAAGAUAUUCUAAAUUGGACACAUCUUUAGCCAGUUUGCUACUUUGAUAACAUUAAAGGGAAUCUAAAAAUGAGGAAUUGGAGGGUGAGAGAGACUCAGUUUGUCAAGAGGGCUAUCGUGGCACAAGCCCCAAUCACUUGAAUGGGGUUGUGCUGCUGGCAUAUUUGGGGGGGACUGAGCUGGAAGUUCUUCAGAGUGUUUACAUGGCUCUGCCGUCUCUGGCAGCUCUUAUUUUCUAUUUUUAAAAUGGUUUUAAUGGUCAACAGGGUCAUCACAUCAGAUGUGUUCAUAGCAACAGCAGUUAACUGAGGCUUACCUUGGGCAAUGCAGAUUUGAUUGGGACCUCAAAACAUAUGUCUGAGGAAUUGCAUUUCACAGGUGGCAGGAUAUUUUUGGCAUUGUCAGAACUGGUUGGUUCAUUGUAGUUUCCCCUAGUCAAAGCAAGUUGACCAGAAAGAAGAAUGGUGCUCCAGGCUGCAAUAAAAUCUUAAGACAUCUGGUAAAUGCCUCUGAGAUAGUUCAUCUUGUUUUUAGCAAAUAAUUCUGAUUAUGCUACUCUGUAAACUUGCUUCUAUAUAGUCAAAGUUAAGUAAAUGACCUAAACGGGACACUGCUUGUAACUUUCCCUUAAUGCUGUUGACUUGAGUACCUCUGAUAAUGUGUGUGCACAUGUGCCUGUCUGAUACUAUAGAACUUCAGUAAGUUAAGUGAAUGAUUGACUUUGUAUGGUAAAUAUAUUGAGAGUUUAACUUACAUCCUGCAUUAUAGGGAAACAGAAACAUUUGACUUUUGGAAUACACUGUAAAAAGUAGAGGUUGCAAUUAAAUUUUUUUCUUUUUCCA
This is a messenger RNA of Hemicordylus capensis (graceful crag lizard), 3431 nucleotides long. Its product is annotated as MOB-like protein phocein. Gene Ontology annotation, molecular function: protein folding chaperone; ATP binding; metal ion binding. NCBI's taxonomy places the organism in Eukaryota, Metazoa, Chordata, Lepidosauria, Squamata, Cordylidae. Gene Ontology annotation, cellular component: cytoplasm; mitochondrial matrix. The coding region runs from base 380 to 1165 and encodes 261 amino acids. The transcript is spliced from 9 exons. The record is from RefSeq and is a predicted model, not a curated record.